Messenger RNA from Parnassius apollo (apollo), 759 nucleotides. NCBI's taxonomy places the organism in Eukaryota, Metazoa, Arthropoda, Insecta, Lepidoptera, Papilionidae. The record is from the annotation of a GenBank genome assembly.
AUGGACGACUUGAUGACCGGUUGUAACGACGUAGAAGAAGGCCUGGAAAUACACCGUCAAAUGACAGACUUAUUAGGAAAGGGUGGAUUUGCGCUUCAAAAAUGGAACAGUAAUAAUCAAGAAAUAGUAAACAAGAUACAGGAAAUGGAAAGUAAUAGAUUGAAAGGACAAAUAGAUCAAAACAGGACAAAGGAUAAUAAGGACAACACAAAUAAUCACAAUAUCAUACAGGACAUAAAAUCAAUAGAACAAUAUAAACCAAAUAAACCAGGACAUAAACAAAAUGAAGUAGAAAUAAAACUUGACGGUACUAUUAAAAUUUUAGGACUUACCUGGAACCGCAACGCAGACUGCUUCCAGUACACGGUGAACCUCCCGAUGCCCACGACCGCACCUGUAACUAAACGAGCUAUUAUUUCUGUAAUAGCACGACUUUUCGAUCCAUUAGGUUGGUUAGCCCCUAGUGUGAUUAUAGCGAAGGUCUUCAUCCAGAAGUUGUGGCUUGCAGGUGUUGAUUGGGAUCAGGAGCUAACCGAUGACUUAAUAAAUGAAUGGAGACCGUAUCGUGAAUAUUUGUUAUUACUCACCACGGUUCGGAAUCCUCGUUGGCUUGGUACAAGGUCGAACGACUAUCUGGAACUUCACGGUUUUAGUGACGCCUCCAAAACAGCUUACGCAGCUGCUGUUUACUUGCGAGUUGUCGGUUCAGAUGGUAACAUUAAUAAUAAAAAUAUAAUAAUAAUAAUAAACUUUAUUUGA